UAGGCGAGUGAGAGGCGCACGUCGAGGAUGCCACUUUUUCAAUUUUCGGGGCCGUUUCUUCGCCAUUUUUUUUUCCUCUCUCUUUCUCCUUCCUCUCGCUCGCUUCCCUUCCCUGCUCCCUUCCUCCUCCAGCCCCCUUUAUUCCUCCAUCCGCUCGCGCCAAUCUCUUCAGGGGGCGGGCAGGGAUCGGUGCCCGCCGGCCGCCCGUCAUGAUCUCCUGGCGGCGCAGCGCGUCAUGGCUGUCGUCGGCGUCCCGCUCCUCGCUUGGCGCUGCCGUCGGCGGGGAGGCGAAGGUCACGCCGGAGGUGGAUCCGGCGGCAGCCCAGGAGAUGGAGGAGGACGAGGAGGCCGACGAGGAGCGGUGGUCGCGCCUGCUGCCGGAGCUGCUCACGGAGAUCAUGCGGCGCGUGGACGCCGGCGCCGAGCGCUGGCCGCCGCGCCGCGACGUGGUGGUCUGCGCCUGCGUGUGCCGGCGGUGGCGCGACGCCGCGGUCUCGGUCGUGCGCCCGCCGCUCGAGUGCGGGAGGAUCACCUUCCCGUCCUCGCUCAAGCAGCCUGGACCAAGGGAUGCACCGAUGCACUGUUUUAUCCGGAGGGACAAAAAGAACUCGACCUUUUCUCUCUAUCUCAGCUUAACACAGGCUCUAACGGAUAAAGGGAAGUUUCUUUUGGCUGCUCGAAGGUUCAGACAAGGAGCACAUACAGAAUAUAUCAUCUCUUACGACUAUGAUGAUCUGCACCCAAGAAGCAGUUCAUAUGUUGGAAAGUUGAGAUCUGACUUCUUGGGGACAAAGUUUAUCAUCUAUGAUAGCCAGGCACCAUAUGAUGGUGCUAAACCUUCGCGGAGCCGAUCCACUCGGCGCUUUGCAAGCAAGCAGAUAAGCCCACAGGUUUCAGGUGGCAAUUUUGAAGUUGGACAAGUGACCUAUAAGUUCAACUUCAUGAAAUCAAGAGGGCCAAGGCGAAUGCAGUGCAAUAUCCAGUGCCCUGUAAGUCAGGGCACUAUGUCAGAUCCAUCCAAGGAGAAAACACCCUCGUCAAGUUCCUUAGAUCUAAAGAACAAAGCUCCAAGAUGGCACGACCAUCUUCAGUGUUGGUGCUUAAAUUUCCAUGGCCGGGUGACUGUCGCCUCCGUGAAGAACUUCCAGCUUGUGGCCACAGCCGGCUCUGGUGGUCCAUGGGGCGUUGGAGACGAGGAAACGGUGAUCCUGCAGUUUGGGAAGAUCGAGGAUGAUGCGUUUACAAUGGACUACCGGCAGCCUCUGUCUGCUUUCCAGGCGUUCGCCAUCUGCCUCACCAGCUUUGGCACGAAGCUGGCUUGUGAAUAAGUGAUUGCCUUGUUUACCAAUUAUAUGUUGGGGAUCAAAUUGUAGGGGAUAGUCUGAACUAGUUGCCCUGAGCCCCUGAGAUGGGAGAAAACUGGCGACAAGAAACGGGCAGACGUUGCCCCUAGCUUGGCUUCUUGUGAUCGCCUAAACGAUUGAUUUAUAUGAUGUGCGUCUAUGUGAUUUAUAUGAUGUGCGUCUAUGUUGUUGAAGAGAUGACGAUGACUUAUUGUUGUAAAUGACACUCCCUUUCGUUUGGUGACAUUCACUCAUAAUGCCUUAUUCCGC
This is a messenger RNA of Sorghum bicolor (sorghum), 1613 nucleotides long. Its product is annotated as tubby-like F-box protein 9. The record is from RefSeq and is a predicted model, not a curated record. Gene Ontology annotation, molecular function: protein binding. Bases 210 to 1328 code for a protein of 372 amino acids. The transcript is spliced from 4 exons. NCBI's taxonomy places the organism in Eukaryota, Viridiplantae, Streptophyta, Magnoliopsida, Poales, Poaceae.